AUGGUGAUUCUAAGAACAUAUAUCGAGUUGACUAGAUGGUACACCACGCGGUACCGGCUUUCUAUGUCGACGAAGAGCUGGCCGCUCGUGAGAGGAUCUUCAUUGAGGGAUGCAAGGGAAACACUCGCGAGUUCGAAGGAGGAUGUUGGAUUCGUUUGUGGGUUGGAGGGAAAGGUCUGGCCUUGGCCUCUUUGGCUCUCCACACAACUCCCCUCUUGUCUUUUCUGCCAAUUUCUCCCUUUCCCCAACAAACACUCCCAUCCCCACUUUCUCCAUUUCAAGCCCCAAUUUGGUCACUUUUCCCUCAAAAGAUCGACUUUUUCUGACCCUUCUUCUAAUCAGGUUUCUGGGUCUUCCUCCAAUAAUUCUCGGUCUUACUCCAAUGGUGUGGUCAGUUUUGAUUUUGGGUCAUUUUCAAAUGGCAAGCUUGGAAGUGGGUUCGCGUCAGAUGAGUUAUCUGUUUGGCAGGAGCUGAAAUUGGAGCCUUGUAGUCGCAAAGAUGGAUUUACAAAUCCUGAAUCUUUGAAGAAUUGUGGGGUUGAUUUAAAUUCUGGAAUUGGGCUUGUGUCAGAGAGGCAAUUGGCUUUGAAGGAUAGUGGGAAAGAUGGGAUUUUGCAUGGAGUUGCUGUUAUGGCAAGAACGGUUUUUCCAGUGACCAAAAGGCUAACAGUGAAUAUGCGAUGGGGCAUGAAUUUUCCGGCUGAUUUGAGAAAGACAAUGCCUUACUUGAGUGUGAAUAAGAUUGGUAUAGAAAGGGUUGAGGAGGUGAAGGAGGUAGUGAAGAACAGUGGUGAGAACAAUGUGGGUGAUUUGGAAUUGUUGAAGGGAAUGUGCUUUUGGACGAGAAGGGAUUUGGAAUCUUUGGAGAAGGAAAAUAGAGAGAUGAAGCAGAGUUUGGAGGAGAUGAGAUUGGGAAUUUCUGUGAAAAUUUUCCGUGGAGAGAGUGAUGUUAUCGGAAAGAAGGUGUUGCCACCUACUAGUGAGAGUUCUAGCGAGUUUGAGCGGUGGAGGAGCAAGAAGAGUGGCGGAGAAGAGAAUGGACAAAGGGAAUCAAAGAAGUCCACAAACCGGGUGAGUGAUGUAGAAUCUGAAUUGCAGAGGGCGAUAAAGGCGGCUUCGUUGUAGCAAGGUUUGAAAUAUUUUUGCAAUGCUCAAUUUGGUUGCUUUGCAUUGUAAACUUGGAAUGUAUAUAAUCUACCUUUCGUUUUAGCAUGACCUAGGCCUUCUACUCAAUGCAGUGAAGUUGCAUAGAUAAGGGUUGAUUGGAGUAGUUUAACUUAGUUACAGAGUAUUGCAAAUGCUUUGUGAGCUCUCCUCUGUUGAUUUCAUUGCUGGAAACGUCAUUCCAUUUGUUUCACGGAAAACUAUCUUCACAUAAGAUUUUUCAUUGAAACAAAUGGAAUGACGUUUUCCAGCAAUGACCAUGAGGCCUAUGAGGCCUGGUAUAGGGGAUUUCUAUCAUUUAGAAAAACAUAGACAUGCAAACUUCAAAUUUCGUAUAGAACUUGUCUUCCUUAUUAUUUAUCGUUCAGUAGCAGGAAAAUAGUGUGGUUCCUUGAGGACAUGAGGACAAGUUGAGUUAAAGAUACACAAAAAUGGGAGGAAACUCUUAAGGUUAUAAUUUGCCAAUCACCCCCCUUUUUCCUAUACUGAAGAGCAAAGAUCUCACUAUCAAUUAAUCUAAAAAUCCAAAUGAAGUCUAGGAAUUGUCAGCAAGUGGUCCACAAAACUAGGGGAGGAGGGUAAGAGAAAGGAAAAAUUGAAUCACUUGUAUAUAUUCUCUGGCUUUCACUCUUUUGGGUCAAUCAACUUCUUGAAUAAUACCCAUGCUCACCAGAUCCAAACUCCUCUGAUCACAACUUUGACUAAAUAGUAGCAAGCAAUUGAUCUAUACUGACAGUAAUGAAGUAUUUUAAGGAAGGCCGAAAUACCAUUUCUCAUAGAAAUCUUUAAAUCAAUCUCUAAAUAAUUUUGUGAGCCAAUCUUCUUUAGAGAGAAGUAAUAAUUAUAUUUUACACACGCACAUAAGCAGAUCUAUUUUUACCCCACUAAACUUGAUUGCUUUAUAGGGUUGCCCAACUCAACUGAAGACUGAACAUGUAUUGCAUGCUCAAGUUGCAUAAUUAUAGGCAUAGAAAAGGUUACUUAUCAGGAAAACAAAAGGGAGGUUAGAAACCUAAUAAGCGAGAGAGAAUAUGGCAAACCUUUAUGACUGACGAAGAUUGAACUUCAAUGAAGUUGCCUAACUCCAAUUCAUUUUAAUUUUUUAAUUUAUUUAAGUGUUAAAGGGAAUUUUCGUAAUUUAUGCUUUCUGGACAUGGGUUGCAGUCUUGGUCUAUUGGGUCUUAUUUUGGGUUUUGAUUAUGUUAUUAGGUUUUAUUUGUGAGUUUAGUUAUUCAGUUUAAGCCUAGUCAUCACAGCCCCGAUUAGCGUUAGCCUGUUAGGUAUAUUUAUCCAUUUAUAUGAAUGUAAUGAUUUGAUAUAUUUUCUAAAUUUUCUGUAAUUAUGAAAGUUUUCUUUUAAGGUUUGUAUGAUUCAACCUUCUCCGUGUGUAAUUCCAAGGAACUAUUAAGUGUGAUGGCUCUAGUUUCAUUCUUCUUCUUUUUUCACUUCUCUGUCCUUAAAUUUCCAGCAACUUGAAAUCUUGCAACUAAACAUUUAUUUGUUACUUUUGAAACCCUAGACCACCUUUCCAUAAAAUAGCCCCAAAGAAUCUACAAAAGGGCAAAAUACUGUUCUCCAUUCAUUGUUCACACUUCACAACUCUGCAAAAGCAACCCAAACCCUACGUUUUCCCUAUCUGUUUUAUACAUGAAUCCUGCUAUUUCUAUAUUCCCUAAUAUUUUCUAGCCCUUUUCCCACCUAUAAAACCCUAAUCUUUGACAUCACAAAUCCAACAAACCUCCUGCAGGUUAACUCCAUCAACCCAAUCUGUCAAGAUAAAAACCUUUGUUCUAUUGUCCUACGUCACUAACUUAACUAAGGGGUAACUUUUUCUUCUUCUUUUUUGAGAGAAACUAAUGGAUAACUUAGGAAAUAAGUUUGCAGGAUUUCAUUUAGAUAAUUUACAUCUUAGGAAAGAAGUGGAGUGAAGAAAAGUUAAAUGACUUCCAUUUUAAAUACCUAAAUAAGCUGUGGAGAGAAGAGAGGUGGAAAGAAAUUACUUUUAUCUGGUCCUCAGAGAGAAAUAAAGUGAAAUGUUUGGGUACAACAAUUAUAGCACAACUUAAAAACUACUCAAAAGUCACAACCCAAAAGAACCAUCAACUGAAAACCCAAAAGAACCAGCUUCUGUAAACAGAAAUUUCUAAGUCAGUUUUUUCCCUAUAUCAACCCUAGGUCUCCUACCUCCCAUUGUGUAUGUCACAAGCUCAGUAGCCUCCAAUGAAUCACCCAAUGAAAAAAGCCAAACAGACAUGUCUAAGUCAUUAUUUUCCCUACAUCACCAACACAACCCGUCAAUGAUGUAAAAGAUUUUGUUCUUUCUCAUCUUUUAGCUGUAGGUAACUUUAAUUUUACUUUAUUUAACAAAGCAAUGGCUCCAUCCGGUGAGAUAAUUAGACUUGCUUAAUUAUAAACAAUGGCAUCAAAGCAACACUACUAUUUUCUUAUUUAAUUUUUAAGCUUCUUUAGUGAGGAAGAAACAAUAAAGUUUUAAGAACCUCUGAGGUUCCUACAAGAAAGGAUAAUGUUGACUUAUCAGCCUCAAAUCCUGGACUGAGUUUGAAAAGCCUAACAAGCAUCAGAAUUCUUCAAUUGAUCAACAUAGGGUAUUACAAACCUUCUUGUCAAUUUUUAUUAUAUAAAUCAAUAACCAUUUUUUUAAUAGAUUGAGAAAUAAAUCAAUUUGCCAUGUAUAAUGCUAUCAACAUGUUCAAAAUCAUCCAGAACUGUUGAGCCAUUGUUGCUAAUUUAUACUUGAAAAGGACACAGAACAGAACAUAGUCCACAAGGAUUUAACCUCUUCUUCUUCUUCUUACAACAAGUGGGGGGAGGGGGGAUUCAAACAAGGUUCUCCUCCAUGAGAGGGCCAGACAAUGCUGACCAAUCUAAGUUCCCCUUCAAACUAUAAAUAGGGCAUUGACAUUGGCUUUCACCCAUUCACUACGAUACAUACAAAAAAUUUCAUAGAACUCUAUUAAGAUUGAUUGCUAAGCUAACUACUAAACACCUCACCCAAAGACCAAAGUAGCCAACUUAAGAUUCAUAAAUCAAAGUAGAAGAACUGCAAAAGGUCAAAAGAAAAAUUAAACUGUUCCAAACACUUGAAGUAAAGGUACAUGAAAUCAACAGAGGAGAGCUCACAAAGCAUUUGCAAUACUCUGUAACUAAGUUAAACUACUCCAAUCAACCCUUAUCUAUGCAACUUCACUGCAUUGAGUAGAAGGCCUAGGUCAUGCUAAAACAAAAGGUAGAUUAUAUACAUUCCAAGUUUACAAUGCAAAGCAACCAAAUUGAGCAUUGCAAAAAUAUUUCAAACCUUGCUACAAGGAAGCCGCCUUUAUCGCCCUCUGCAAUUCAGAUUCUACAUCACUCACCCGGUUUGUGGACUUCUUUGAUUCCCUUUGUCCAUUCUCUUCUCCGCCACUCUUCUUGCUCCUCCACCGCUCAAACUCGCUAGAACUCUCACUAGUAGGUGGCAACACCUUCUUUCCGAUAACAUCACUCUCUCCACGGAAAUUUUUCACAGAAAUUCCCAAUCUCAUCUCCUCCAAACUCUGCUUCAUCUCUCUAUUUUCCUUCUCCAAAGAUUCCAAAUCCCUUCUCGUCCAAAAGCACAUUCCCUUCAACAAUUCCGAAUCACCCACAUUGUUCUCACCACUGUUCUUCACUACCUCCUUCACCUCCUCAACCCUUUCUAUACCAAUCUUAUUCACACUCAAGUAAGGCAUUGUCUUUCUCAAAUCAGCCGGAAAAUUCACGCCCCAUCGCAUAUUCACUGUUAGCCUUUUGGUCACUGGAAAAACCGUUCUUGCCAUAACAGCAACUCCAUGCAAAAUCCCAUCUUUCCCACUAUCCUUCAAAGCCAAUUGCCUCUCUGACACAAGCCCAAUUCCAGAAUUUAAAUCAACCCCACAAUUCUUCAAAGAUUCAGGAUUUGUAAAUCCAUCUUUGCGACUACAAGGCUCCAAUUUCAGCUCCUGCCAAACAGAUAAUUCCUCUGACACAAACCCACUUCCAAGC
This is a messenger RNA of Quercus lobata, 5184 nucleotides long. RefSeq lists its product as uncharacterized. The transcript is spliced from 2 exons. The record is from RefSeq and is a predicted model, not a curated record. The coding region runs from base 1 to 1125 and encodes 374 amino acids. NCBI's taxonomy places the organism in Eukaryota, Viridiplantae, Streptophyta, Magnoliopsida, Fagales, Fagaceae.